This is a messenger RNA of Kwoniella botswanensis, 1383 nucleotides long. RefSeq lists its product as uncharacterized. Gene Ontology annotation, biological process: rRNA processing. The transcript has 9 exons. Gene Ontology annotation, molecular function: snoRNA binding. Gene Ontology annotation, cellular component: preribosome, small subunit precursor; cytoplasm; nucleolus. NCBI's taxonomy places the organism in Eukaryota, Fungi, Basidiomycota, Tremellomycetes, Tremellales, Cryptococcaceae. Bases 1 to 1383 code for a protein of 460 amino acids. The record is from RefSeq and is a predicted model, not a curated record.
AUGCCCAAAGUGGUGAAACCUUCAAAACAGCGACAUGAUCCACUUCAUGUCCAGAUCGAUGCGGACGAGUCACUGAGGAAGUUCGGUAGACCGAGUAAACCCAGUAAGAAGAAGUCGAGAGAGGAUGAAGAGCUGGAUGAUGAGCCUAAAGCAGAAGACGCUCGAAUGUCCAGGAAGAUUCUCGACUUAGCUAGAGAGCAGCAGGAAGAGGUUAAUCGAGAAUUGGGUCAUGGUGAUGACGAUGACGAGGCUUGGGAAGAUGAGGAUGAAGCUGAACCAUCGAGAAGACCCAGAGAGAUGGCUCAAAUCCCAAGUGAUGAUGAGGAUGAAGACGAGUUUGAGGAAGGUGAUGUCUCAGGUGACGAAUAUGCUGAGCUUGAGAUCGACCCAGCAGAUCACGCUACGUUAGAUGCGUUGAAUGCAGGUCAUAACCAAGCUGGAACUUCGGAUGAACCUGGCGAACCACCGAAAACUUUAGCGGAUCUGAUUUUCAGUAAGAUGGAAGGUGGCGCAGUGAGCAAAGGACUCGAAGAUGAGGAUGAGGGACCACCCGAUCCCAAAAAGGGGCUUAAUCCAAAAGUCAUCGAAGUAUAUACCAAAGUCGGAUUCCUCUUAUCUCGAUACAAAUCUGGACCUUUACCCAAAGCGCUCAAAAUCUUACCUUCUCUCCCUCAUUGGGCGCAGUUACUAGCCUUAACAAAACCUACCGAAUGGACCCCUCACGCCACUUUCGCAUGUACCAAGAUAUUCGUAUCGAACUUGAAACCUACCGAAGUACGGGUAUUCUUAGAGGGUGUCUUACUGGAUAAAUGCCGAGAGGAUAUGAGGAUGAAUGGAGGGAAACUGAAUGUACAUCUGUAUGAGGCGUUGAAGAAGGGUUUAUACAAACCUGCCGCGUUCUUCAAAGGGAUCUUGUUCCCUCUUUGUGAGACCGGCUGUUCACUCAAGGAAGCUGCUAUAGUAGCAUCCGUCUUAUCGAAAGUAUCUGUACCCGUCUUACACUCUGCUGCUGCUUUGUUGAGAUUAGCUUCAAUGGAUUAUUCAGGGCCUAAUUCCUUAUUCAUACGUAUAUUGUUAGAUAAGAAGUACGCCUUACCGUACAAAGUGGUGGAUGCGUUGGUAUUCCAUUUCAUCAGAUUAGCGAAUUCUCAAAGAAGUAGAACGGGUGAAGAUAAAUUACCUGUUUUGUGGCAUCAGAGCUUAUUGGUUUUCGUGCAGAGGUACGGAUCAGAUUUAACACCCGACCAGAAAGACGCUUUGUUGGAUGUCAUUCGAUCGAGGCCCCACCCCACGAUCAGUUCAGAGAUCAGGAGGGAAAUCGUGAACUCGGUCGAAAGGGGUGCACCAAGACCUGAGGAUGGUGAAGAUGUCUUGAUGCGUUAG